Trichosporon asahii var. asahii CBS 2479 is the source of this 1005-nucleotide messenger RNA. RefSeq lists its product as uncharacterized. The record is from RefSeq and is a predicted model, not a curated record. NCBI's taxonomy places the organism in Eukaryota, Fungi, Basidiomycota, Tremellomycetes, Trichosporonales, Trichosporonaceae. Gene Ontology annotation, cellular component: intracellular anatomical structure. Bases 1 to 1005 code for a protein of 334 amino acids. Gene Ontology annotation, molecular function: oxidoreductase activity, acting on NAD(P)H, oxygen as acceptor. The transcript has 4 exons.
AUGUUCAGUACCACUUCCAUCGUGGAGCCCGAGAAUCCUACCAGCAAGGCCGUUAUCCACCGCGGCGCCGUCGCCGUCAUCACCGGAGCAGCCUCUGGCAUCGGACUCGCGGCCGCAAAGCACCUUGCCCGGCAUGGACUGAACGUCGUCAUGGUUGACGUUGCGCAGUCGCUGGACGCCUCUGCCAAGGAAGUAAAGCAGGUGGAGGGGUCCGGCGACGUUGUGCCGGUGCACUGCGAUGUUUCAAACAUCGAGGACGUCGUCAAGCUUCGCGAACAGGUCUUAGACACGUACGGAGAGUGCCAGGUACUCAUGAACAAUGCGGGUAUCUCACGCUCUACACCAGCUUUCAGCCUGGAACGUGACCUCAAGGAUCUGCAGUCAGAUUGGGCCGCGGUCCUGGGUGUGAACAUGAACGGUAUCAUCAACGUCGCCCAGGCGUUCGCGCCGUUCAUGUCUCGGCAGGAGAACGAGAGCGUCAUCAUCAACACUGGAUCCAAGCAGGGUAUCACCUGUCCUCCUGGGAAAGCAGGCUACAAUGUCUCCAAGGCGGCAGUCAAGGUGUUCACCGAGCAGCCAAGGCUAACUCUCAGUCCCGGAUGGGUCUUCACCGGUCUUUCAGGCGCGAACGACGGCAAGCCCAAGCCUCCCGGAGCUUGGACACCCGAGCAAACCAUCGAGUACAUGUUCGAGAAGGUCUUGGAGGAGGGCGACUUCUACGUGAUCUGUCCGGAUAACGAAACCACUCCUAGUGCUGCAGCGCCAACGAGAACCAAUGCUGACUUCCAGGCUCUCGACAAGGCCCGUAUCCAGUGGGCACUCGGCGACAUUAUCGAGAACCGCCCGGCGCUCUCGCGCUGGCAUCCAUCGUACGCCGCCCGUUACGAGGAUUUCAUCGAGAGCCGACAGGGACUGGCUGCCCGCAGCCGUAGUCGUGGCCGUGCUCCCCUCGACCGCAUCCCCGAUGUGCCCGGCGAGCGUGAGCAGUACCGUUUCCAGCAGUAG